This is a messenger RNA of Danio aesculapii, 646 nucleotides long. RefSeq names its product galactose-specific lectin nattectin-like. NCBI's taxonomy places the organism in Eukaryota, Metazoa, Chordata, Actinopteri, Cypriniformes, Danionidae. Gene Ontology annotation, molecular function: signaling receptor activity. The coding region runs from base 28 to 597 and encodes 189 amino acids. The record is from RefSeq and is a predicted model, not a curated record. The transcript is spliced from 6 exons.
CAGAAGGAAGAAUAAAGAGCAAGAACAAUGUGGAAAGCAGGAUCUAUUGGCAUUUUGUUGGUUCUUCUUUUUGGAAGUGGCAACUUCUUCAAAAUGGAGAGAGGUUUUCAUGCUAGAGGUGUGAAUGCCACUGAGACGUGCUCAAUGCCGAAAGCAUGUGAUGUGCCUGGAUUCUCUGAUUGGUUCAGAGUGGGUAAACACUGUGUCAAAUACUUCUCCAGUCAACUAAACUUCACUGAAGCCGAGUUCAAUUGCAGGACCAAAGCUCCUAGGGCACAUCUGGUGUCAGUGCAUAAUUUACAGGAUAACAAUUACUUGCUGUGUAUUGUGAAAAAAUUUAACCCAAAAAGCCUGCGCAUCUGGCUCGGAGCCUAUGAAUUAUUUCAGUCUGGUCAGUUUUUCUGGCUCGAUGGAUCCUUCUGGAAUUUUAAUCAAUGGGUUCCUGGUGAGCCCAAUCAUAUGUACACUUACACGGAGGAAUGUGUGGAGAUGAACUGGAGAGAAAUUGGCAAGUGGAAUGACGCCACUUGCAAUGUCAAGAAAAGCUUCAUCUGUGCCUUCAAGCGUAAGGAAUUCAUGGAAAUACACUCUGAGUGAUCCACGCUUUUAUCAUCACAUGUAUCUUUUUGAAUAAAUCUGUUGACGC